UUCCAGUGAAGCCUUUAAAACACGGUUGCUGGUUCUGGUUUAGUUAAACCGGCAUCAUGGUGUCAAAGAGAGACAUUCUGGUGGCUGUUUUUGUUUUUGCCCUCGUCUCACAGAGUGAGGGUAUAAUUGGUGGCAGAGAGGCAGUGCCACACUCUCGGCCGUACAUGGCCUCCAUCCAGGUGCCAGAAGGAGAGAAUAUGAAACAUGAGUGUGGAGGGUUUGUGAUUGCAGAUCAGUGGGUGAUGACUGCAGUACACUGUCUGCCAACAGGGCCAAAUGGAAGGAGAGUAGUGCUGGGUCUCCAUUCUCUGACUGAACCUGAAGAGACAAAGCAGACAUUUGAUAUUUUGGAACUUUACAAUCACCCACAAUUCAGCACGACAAAUUAUAAUAAUGACAUUGCUUUAAUUAAGUUGGAUCGUCCAUUUAACGCCUCUGACGCUGUUAGAGCACUGGAAUUCAUGAGAUCAGGUGGCACAAACCCUGACACAGGUGCAGAGGUUGAAACAGCCGGCUGGGGAUCCACUGAUAACCUAGGGUCCAGACCAGACAAGCUCAAGGAGGUGGUCAUGGAUGUGUUCAGCUGGAAACGGUGCAGGCGCAGCGACUACUUUGGCUCAAAGCUCACCAAUAACAUGAUGUGUGCACAUAAAAUAUGCCCAGAACCCUGUGAUCAACCACACAAGAAGGAAGACAGUUGUGAUGGUGAUUCUGGAGGUCCUCUGCUCUACAAUGGCAUUGCAGUGGGAAUCACUUCCAACGGAGGAAUGAAGUGUGGUCAAAUGAAAAAGCCUGGAAUUUACACUGUCAUCUCCCACUACACCGAGUGGAUUGACAACACCAUGGCUGUGCAGCCUCCUACACAGGACCCGAGCAGUUAAAUAAACGAAAGCCAGCAUUGUAAUUCUUAGCAGCAGCCCUUUUUUCGCCUGCUUAUAUUGAGUCACUCAUUAUUCUACCUGAAUAUGAAUGUAAUAUGUUUAUAUGUGUAUAUAAGUGUUCCUUUCUCAUCUCAAACUAAUGCAUGGCUCUAUAGAACCCCAGGAUGGUGAAUAUACUAUAUCCACCUAUGCAAACACAUUAGCCAGAAUUGUAUAUCACACCUUUUUUUUAUUCUUUCUUUUUUUAUCAAAUCACUUUAUAGAAGAAUCAAUAAAAUACAGUUGAUCACAUACAAA
Molecule: messenger RNA, 1178 nt
Organism: Dicentrarchus labrax (European seabass)
Lineage: Eukaryota; Metazoa; Chordata; Actinopteri; Moronidae
Gene: cfd
Product: complement factor D (adipsin)
Exons: 5
Coding region: 57-881 (274 amino acids)
Biological process (GO): proteolysis
Molecular function (GO): serine-type endopeptidase activity
Source: RefSeq, a predicted model, not a curated record